Rhopilema esculentum is the source of this 6597-nucleotide messenger RNA. The record is from RefSeq and is a predicted model, not a curated record. Lineage: Eukaryota; Metazoa; Cnidaria; Scyphozoa; Rhizostomeae; Rhizostomatidae.
AACUUGCUGCCGCGAAAAAUGGAGGCCAGCGAAAGCAUUGCAGAAAUUCUUAGAUACUGCAGUGGGCUAUGCGCGGAACGGCAGACAGAGCGCAAGUCAUUUGCAGGAAAGUUGUUAACUCGAUUAAAAGACCCCUGUGUUCAAAAGACCAUUGACGCAGCUUCAGCGUCGAAAGGAAAAAAGAAACUUUCAUGGGGAAUAAUUUCUCAGGCUGUAUUUAACUAUGUGUUCAAGGAAGCAGACAUUUUGAAAGCAUCAUCAAAAUUAACAGAAGAUACAAUAAAAAGAAAGGCAAAGGACAUCAGUGAAACCUUCAGAGCUUUCAUCCAGUCAGCUGAAAAGAGAGGCCCUUCUCUCAAAUCUGGAGAUGUCUUUCGUCAUAUAUACAAAAUAAUGUCAGAUGAGAAAACUAAAGGCUGGUUUUGCAAUGAGUACACAAAUGUCCUUGUGAAAAACUUUCUGUCAGUAGAAAGCCAUGUUUGUGAACUAACUGCCAAGGUCUGGCAUGAUCUGGUAUACAUUUAUUGCAACUGUAUACUGUCACCACCUCCAAGAGGAGAUACAAGCUUGUUUGCACAAACUCUCAACCAUCUGACACUGGUGGCCAGCAAUUUGUCUCAUAUUCGUGGAAAGGACUUGUUUAAGUUCUUUUCUUGUGUCUUCAAAGAUGUCAGGAAUGACAGAAAUGAGACCGUAGUUUUUUACCUCAUCAAUGCUUUGAACAACUUCAGCAUGAACAUUGCCUCAGACAGUCGUGGACAACUUUGCAUUUUGGGCGAAGAUUUGUUUCCUCUUUUGCUACCUCUCUGGACGAAAUCAUCGGCUCACGUUAAGGACAAACUGAUAGAUUUCUUUCGAUUGCAAGUUGAUAUCCAUCAUCCCUUUGGUGUUCAUCAGGAAGAAAAUGGUGCCUGGUCUUCAAAUGAAAAGUUAUGGAAGAAAUGCUUGACAAAACUUUACGAAGCUAUAAAUGGGGAGUUUCAUCAGCUAGCUGGCAAAUUGCAAUUAUCUGGGUCAAAGGCAGGACUUGCUCAAAACAGCAAUUUUGUUGAAUUAGCAGUUGGCACUUUCCAUCAGAUGUUUUAUUUAACCAAUAAGAAUAACAAAAACAGUGAUUCACUGGCAGCUGAAAAUAGUAUUGAAUCAAGUAGAAAGAGACGAAAAACAGAAUCUGGUUGGCAAUCUGUUAUUGAUGGGAUUUCACUUGUCUCCUGUCCUACUGCAUGUGUUGCCUGGCUACAGUUUUUGGCUUCCUAUGUUGGCCAGUAUGCAUCGAGUUUUCCAAGUUCAGAAUACCUUCGAUUUCUCAACUGUCUUUAUCAAGCAAUCAUCAACUGCAAAAGUGGAUAUAUAGAGAGAAAUAAGGAAGAAGGCCAAAGUGGAGAAAAAGUGCAAUGAAAGACGACAAUCAUUUAAAUGGUGAGGAAAUUGAAAGUACAGCCCUGCAAAACGAUAAAGAGAACUUGCCUCAAAGCUCAUCAGAGAUUGUUGUGCAGUAUGACCAGGCAGAAGGUUUUACAAGGCAGCCAUUGGUCCGAAGACGAUUGUUUGUCAAUAUUACCAACUGGGAAACUAAAAUAACGACAUUUGGUACGAUCCAGAUGAGCCCAGAUGGCAGAACGUUAAUCGAUGCUGCCAUUUCUAAUAACAUCAUGCUGGCCGCAGACCAGUUAUCGUCGAGUGAGUUGCAUGCUUUGAAACUUGCAUCAAUAUAGACUUAGUCUAAAUAAAUUCAAAACAGCAUAUAUCUUCCCUUAGUGACAUUUCAAACCUGUUUCAGUUAUUCAAGAGUUAAGAUCAACCCGGCAUCAGUGGUUAAUUGUUUGCAUCAUCGAUGACUACAUAACAAUUCAUGCCAAACGCCGCCCAACCGAAUCAUCUACAUCGAAAGUGCAGCAUGAAUAACAUGUGUACCAUCGUCUGUCGAAUUUUCCCUGAAAUAAAUGCAAUACCUCUAACGUCUUUGAAUUCUCUUCAGAACCCAUUAGGUGUCGAUUUCGGUAAUCUUCACAAUAAACUAUCCAGUGAACAGACAAUGCACAACUUGGCAAUGACUUUCUGUGAUCGAAUGCCAGAAUGGUUUGCAACAGAGUUUAUUCGUCCAGAGGCAGAACGUAAUAGACUUCAUGCUCAUAUGUAUAGCGAGUCAAACAAUGUGAGGAAGAUGAGAUGCCUUGAUAACGUUCAUUUGAUCGAAUUUACAAAUCUUCAGCUGGAAAGUACUUCAGACUUUCAAGCUGCUUUGGAAAUCCUUGGAAGAACAAAGAUGAAGCAGCACAUGGCAAAAUAUGCAUUGUUCAUCCCUGGAGAUUGGCCUGCUCAGUUCCACGAAAGAAAAGUUGUUUGUUCUAGAUGUCCCUUCCAGCCUCCUGUUGGUUGUCAAGAAAGAAAUGCAAAUGAAAACACAAACACUCCUUUCUGUGAAAACGAAGGGCUGCAUCAUUACGCAAAGCCAAGUACAAGUGGUAAUUAUAAUACCACACAAACAGUCAACCAGAUCCAUUCAUUUGCUGUGAUGUGCCUGGCUGUACGUUGCUAAAUACUAGUGAAGAAUAGCUAUUGAUAGAAGGAUGUUUCCAUUCGUUCCGUAUAAAUUGUCUGAAAGGCGCAUCAUUCUGUCCCAUUUGUUCAAGCCACAUAAAAACCACAGUUGGCAGUCUGGCGACUACUGCUCAAAACAGUUUAUUUGAAACAAUAAACGUGGAGCAGGACAGUGAUGAUAACCAUGAGGUUGCGGAGGAGCAAGCGGAUACCGUUGACGUCGAAUCAGUCUGGAAGGAAUUUGUUGACAUGAAGAUUGAAGAUCUUUCACAAGAGAUUGCUAAUUUGAAGCCAUAUAAUCCAACUAAGGUGAGUUGCAACAAAGACCAUGCCGUUGGAAGUUGCAAGCUUUCUAAAUUGUUUGUUGCUGGAACAUUUAGUCUUUUACAUACCUGCUUUUUUAAGUAUAUUUUACCUUAGAAUAUUUAAUAUCUCCAAGAGUUUUUUGUUGUGCCCAAAAUAGAUUACCCAAUAAAAUUGCGUUCUUUCCAUUUUAGGCAGCCUUUCCACUAGCCUGGGUUAAAACAGAUUCGGGUUAAAAGUUAUCCGUUUUUCAAGUGAGUCAAUGGAAACGGCAUUUUUCUUCGACCCGUUUUUAAUCCGUUUUUGAUCGUUCCCACUAAGCCGGGUUAAAUUGUAUCCAGGGUGAAAAGUUGUAAGAGAAAUAAGUAUUUGCAUCAAUAAUCCUUCAAUUUCUAUUGUUUUGGCCAAUGGAAGCAACAUUGACAUCCAGGAUUUUUUUUUGAUUUUUGGCGCUAUCUCAAUUUUUAAACGUUGCUGUUGUUGCAAGUGGGUCAGAAGUUAUCCGGGUUUCGGCGUUUCCAUUAACUCGCAGGUGGGUCAAAAGAUACCCGGGUAAAAACUGACCCACUUUGAGACCCGUUUUCAAACUUAUCCGUUUUUCAAGUGGGUUAGUGGGAACGCAACGCAGAAACGGAUAACUUUUAACCCGGAUAUGUUUUAACCCAGGCUAGUGGAAAGGCUGCCUUAGUCAAGGUUCUCAUUGAUCGAUGACCCUCACAGGGUAUAGGGGCAUGCCGGAAUAUAAAAUAGCUGUUAAUUACCUAUAGUAUCGGUCUGUCUCCUCAGGCCAUUCAUUGUUACUUUAAUUUGAAAAAACACCAGUUUUCAGGGUCAACAAAGAGCAAGAACGGCCAACUGCAAAUCUAAGGUCCCAAAAUCAAAGAUGCUGCAUUGCAAAAAAUGCACUCAUCUGGUUCGUGGACAUAAAAGAGGAAGAGCGGGAUCUUGUCCGAUGUGUCCGAAAAGUUUAUGUAGUGCAGAAGGAAAAGAGUAUCCAUGCAGAUGCAAAUGGCAUGCGACCACAAAUGGCAAAGAAAAAGGAUUUAAAAAGGAGGAAGUGAAGGUGCGAAUGGUUGGCAAUAUUAUUGAGUAUGUGCUACCAACUCAGCUGAGUCAGUCUGGACUAUUGGGAUGGGGAGAACACAUUUCCUCGUGUACAGUUAUCUCCACAAUCGCCUGUUCUUCUGUUCUCCGCGGUGAGAUUCUUCUUCAAAGAGAUGCUUCAAAAGUUGUUCCAGAAAUUGUCGAAAUUUACAAGGGAAUAAUGACGAAGGGAAACAAUCUCUAUGAUUUUAUUAGUGGAAGGGCACAGCAACUCCAGUCGAGGAGGCUAUUUGAUACUCCGAGUUACUGGUGUACAUGCCAGACGGUAUUGUAUCCAUUGUUGAUGUCAGCAAUCUGGCAACACAUCUGUUGGCUCUUCGCGAUUCAGCCCUUAUUUUGGCAUUUGUAUUGAUUUGCCCACCCGACAAGUCUGUAGCAUUGUGCAUCCAAAACAGAACCAUUUGCCUACUUGUUAGCCACUAUCAUCAUAGACAGGACAUAUAGCCUGGCAAUCUGACAUUCAAGCUAAUGUUUACUUUCUCAACGGAUUCUUGUAGUAGGGAGUCCAGGCUUUCAUAAUCUGCCAGGUGACUUUUUUUAAAAUGUCUGGAUGUUACAGGACUGAUGACGUCAUUUAACGGUAAAAAAUCAGACAAAACCAUCGCUAGCUCUUUACUGGAGUGUUAUUUUUUGACGCAAAUUACAUAUUUUGACUCGUCUCAUUGCAAGCUUUUAAUUGAUAUAUAUUUAAGAAUGAUUUGCCACCAUUAGUAUUUUCAUUUUGACGUCAUCAAAAAUUUUGCAUGACGUCAUCAAAGAACUUUGUUUUAUUAUGGCGCUGGUUGUCAGCAAAAGCAUUUCUUUCAUAAUUUUUUCGUCCAAAUAAUUAGUAUUUGGAUCAUUUGAAUUAAAUUUGUGCGCACCGCAAUAGCCAAGGAAGUUCGAAUAAGGUAGUCACUACCUGACGAGUGGGUCAUUUCUUCCUCGGAAGGCAUUAUUGCCUGGUUCAGAGUCAUGGUCCAACUCUGAACCGUACAAUAGGUUCUCUGCAUCUGCAUUUGACUGUUGCACUGCGUUGGAAGAAUGUCUUCGCACUAUUAUAGGCUGUCCAAGAUGUCUUCGGACUAUAGGUCUUUAGCGCUGGGUAUGAAGGUGCAUGAUUUCCUUCAAGGGUAAAUUCAUCUUCUGGGUCAUCUUCAUAUCCUUGUACUGUAAAGGAAGCUUUCUUUUCACACCUUGGAUGUUUUUUUUACUUCUUUUGAGAUGGGAAAGCUGCUUUCCUGCGGACCAUUUAGACUUUAAACGAUCAAGUAUGUCGUCCGAAUUUCAACAGCAGGCUUUUGGGCCAUGUCUUGUAGUAAUUGCAUCUAAACACUGUAGCCAAAAUAACCUUGUUAAGCUGACACAAUUUAAUUCUUCUCUGAUGUGGAUCUGUGGAACUGCUGCAGAUGACUUUGUUUUCAAAUUUGAUAAAUACGAAUCCUUGUAUUUGUCAAAUACGAACCCUAAGCGGCUUCAAUAUAGAUUUCCACUAUGUUCUACAGUUUCGCGAAUGUCUUUGCGUCGGCGAUAACGCUUUCUGAGAGUCUCAGCCCAUAAUUCCAUGGAUCUGUGGAAAGACACAGCAAUUUUUGGAACCAAAGUUUCAGCGAUGCCUCAAAUCUCGACGAUUUGUUUGUUGUUUAUGCACAUGAACCAUUCAUUAGUGGGUUUGCACUCCUACAUUGCAUGGACAAGCAUCACAAAUACAUCAGUAUCCUUCGCAACAACAACUACUUUUGCAUCUUGCGAGUUAGCAUGCAAAAUCAUUCUUGUUUCAGCCUUUUUUCAUCUUGGAAGGACUUGCUUUUAAAAGUCUCCAAUGCUUCCUCCCCUUGAGUUAUGACCAAUGGAAUUGUCUCGAGCCUGUGACCCUCAGCGCUUCGAAACAAUUUGGGAGCAUAUUUUAUUAGAUUCUCUUUGUUUGCAUCAUUGUAAACAACCCUUUUUACCUUGGAGUAUCUUUUGCUCUAAACUUUUUUUAUGCACUUGCCUUUAUGACUCACCUCUACUUUGUCGUGCGCACAAAGAUCCAAGAAAACAUCGAAAGUAGUCUCAAUAAUGAACGAAGACUACCAAGCUUUCGUGAUUGGCAAGGCUGCCUUUUUCGAAAAGGCAUUUGCAUAUCCCAUCAAAACCAUAACUCUAGCCUUGCAAUGCCUGAAGGUGUACUGUGACAAGGAAAUGAAGCUGUUCUUCUUAAUUUCAUGUGCAAGGAGUCAAAUCCAUAUGUAAAUCUACCACUAGAAAACGCCAGAUGGAGUAUUGAUGAGAUGGUCAUAUUUCGCAGCAGAAGAUAGUCUUAUUGAAGAAAGUCAUGUACCUUCAGCCCAGCGCGAGGGCAUCUUGGAUAGCCUAUAGUUUUUAAGACAUUCUUCCGACUUACUGCAACAGUCAAAUGCAGAUGCAAAGAACUUAUUGUCCGGUUCAGAGUGGGAGCAAGACUUUGCAACUACGGAGGAAGAAGUGACUGACUCGUCAGAUAGUACUACCUUAUUCGAACUUUGGCUACUAUAGUUCGCACAAACGUAAUUUAAAUGAUCUAAAUACUAAUUAUUUGAUUGAAAAAAUUAUGGAUGAAAUGCUUUUGCUGACAUCCAGCCUCAUAUUAAUACAAAGUUAUACCAACUUAUCAUUUAACGACAACAAGAUAUUUGAUGACGUCAUGUA